AUGUUCAACUCGGGCCGAGGCAAGGAUCCCAAGCGGGAAGUCAUGGGCACGGUUGAAGACGAGAGGCUGUCGCGACUGCUCUGGCUCAACUAUCUUGCUGGCAGCAAGGUGGCGUCGGAGCCGGCGCGGGAGAGUAUCAUUGAGGGCGUCAUGGAGUUUGUGGAGAGGCCGGUGGGAACGGUUGCGACGCAAGUCGUGUAG
Messenger RNA from Trichoderma breve, 201 nucleotides. Its product is annotated as chalcone isomerase like domain-containing protein. The record is from RefSeq and is a predicted model, not a curated record. Gene Ontology annotation, molecular function: intramolecular lyase activity. The transcript has a single exon. Bases 1 to 201 code for a protein of 66 amino acids. Lineage: Eukaryota; Fungi; Ascomycota; Sordariomycetes; Hypocreales; Hypocreaceae.